Molecule: messenger RNA, 1463 nt
Organism: Orussus abietinus
Lineage: Eukaryota; Metazoa; Arthropoda; Insecta; Hymenoptera; Orussidae
Gene: shakB
Product: innexin shaking-B
Exons: 5
Coding region: 255-1376 (373 amino acids)
Cellular component (GO): gap junction; plasma membrane
Molecular function (GO): gap junction channel activity
Source: RefSeq, a predicted model, not a curated record
UCCGAGAGUUGCAUCUCCUCGGCGAGGAUUCUGCAAAGUUUCCAGAACGUUGAUUCAUUUCCAUUAAACUGUCCACGCCCCGCGACGCGCUAUCCCUCUCCUUCUCCCACUCCUCGUCCUCGUCCUCGUCCUCUUCUUCGUCGUCGUCGACCUCGUCCUCCCAGCACCAGCACCGCCCUAUAGGACUUUCCGGGGUCUUCCUCCUGUCGGCCACCUCUCUCAGGCCUUCCGCGAGGUUCUUCUGGUGGCCCAAGAUGUUGGACAUAUUCCGCGGCCUCAAGAACCUCGUCAAGAUCUCCCACAUUCACAUCGACUCUGCCGUCUUCCGGCUCCACUACAGCAUCACCGUCAUGCUGCUCAUCGCCUUCUCCUUGAUCGUCACCACCAGACAAUACGUCGGCAACCCCAUCGACUGCAUCCACAGCAAGGACAUACCCGAAGACGUCCUCAACACCUACUGCUGGAUCCACAGUACGUACACCAUCACCUCGGCCUACAAGAAGAAGCAGGGGUACGAGGUCCCAUAUCCUGGGAUCGACAACUCCAAGUCUCAUCCCGAUAGCGAGAGGAAGGUGUACAGGUACUAUCAGUGGGUCUGCUUCAUGCUGUUCCUCCAGGCGAUCCUAUUCUACACUCCCCGGUGGUUAUGGAAGGGCUGGGAGGGCGGCAAGAUCCACGCUCUCAUGAUGGACCUGGACAUCGGUAUCUGCUCCGAGGUUGAAAAGAAGCAGAAGAAGAAGCUGCUUUUGGAUUACCUGUGGGAGAAUCUGCGUUAUCACAACUGGUGGGCGUACAGAUACUACCUCUGCGAGGUGCUUGCUCUGCUGAACGUAAUCGGCCAGAUGUUCCUGAUGAAUCGGUUCUUCGAUGGGGCCUUCCUGACGUUCGGCAUCGACGUGUUACGGUUCCUCGAGUCCGACCAAGAGGACCGGAUCGACCCGAUGAUCUACGUCUUCCCCAGGAUGACCAAGUGCACUUUUUACAAGUAUGGAGUCAGCGGGGAGGUCGAGAGGCACGACGCGGUCUGCAUUCUGCCCUUGAACGUCGUCAACGAGAAGAUUUACGUCUUCCUGUGGUUCUGGUUCCUCAUUCUCGGCACCCUCACUUUCUUCACCGUCAUAUACAGGGUUGUGAUAAUUUUUUCGCCGCGAAUCAGGGUCUACCUGUUGCGACUGAGGUUCCGGCUGAUUCGCCGAGAAGCGGUGGAAACAAUAGUUCGCCGCAGUAAAAUGGGCGACUGGUUUCUUCUCUAUAUGUUGGGAGAGAACCUGGACACCGUCAUCUACAGGGACGUCAUGCACGACCUGGCGAACAAACUCGCCUCCAGACAUCAACACAGCGUGCCUGGGGUCAAAGGCCAGUUGCAGGAAGCCUGAUCCAGGGAGCCUUCGUCCUCGUCGAGUCGCGAAGGACGAAGGAUCAGCGUCGACUCGAGCGGCUCGCCUCGCGAUCGCAUUUCGCAA